Messenger RNA from Anarrhichthys ocellatus (wolf-eel), 2126 nucleotides. RefSeq names its product CD276 molecule (gene cd276). Gene Ontology annotation, molecular function: signaling receptor binding. Gene Ontology annotation, biological process: T cell receptor signaling pathway; regulation of cytokine production. The transcript has 8 exons. Gene Ontology annotation, cellular component: external side of plasma membrane. The record is from RefSeq and is a predicted model, not a curated record. Bases 328 to 1224 code for a protein of 298 amino acids. Lineage: Eukaryota; Metazoa; Chordata; Actinopteri; Perciformes; Anarhichadidae.
UUUUCUCCCCUCGGUAUGACAUCACUGCUGGACAAAGCAGCAAGGAGGGGUUUCUGACUGAGAACCGUCCCAAAAUCAAUGCAACAUAUACCCACACACUCUGAAAAACAUACAUUCAAGAGCUUUAACCAGCGUCGAGACAAAGUACGAGCCCAUCGGCAGCAGUUCUACAGCGCUUUGUUGUGAGAGGAAUGAACUACUCUGGAAAAUAACAGAAGAAGAAAGAGUCACCGCCGCUGGAUGCUUGGUGGUUUCUAAGUUUCGCCCUCCUAAUAUGCGCUGUGUCUGAAGAAGUUGACCUGCGGUUCCAAUCCACCCUGGAAGAGCAUGCUGUCCCUCCUGCUUCCCGCAAUGCUGGCCAUCCAAGCUAUGGCUGUGAUGGAAGUGCUGGUCCCGGAGCAGCCAGUGGUGGCGCUGCACGGCAGGGAUGCCACACUCAACUGUUCCUUCAGCCACGCCAACUCCUUCAACUUGUCUGAUCUGAGCGUCUUCUGGCAGCUGACGGACACCAAACGCAGUGUGCACGGGUACUGGGGGGAACGCGACCAGCUGACGGACCAGGCUGAGAGAUUCGCCAACCGUACCGGCCUAUUCCCCGCUCAGCUGGGCCUCGGCAACGCUUCGCUCCUGCUCAGCAGGGUGGUGGUGGCUGAUGAAGGCAGCUAUACCUGCUUCGUCAGGGUGCAGGACUACGACAGCGCUGCUUUGCUGCUGCAGGUGGCCGCCCCAUACUCCAAGCCCGUGGUGACUUUGCAGACUGAAGCCAACCUGCGACCAGGUGAUGAGGUGGCCCUGACCUGUGUGGCCUACGGUGGUUAUCCUGAAGCUAGCGUGAUAUGGAAAGAUGGGGGCGGGCGCAACCUGACAGACAAUAUCACCACUUCAUUGGUGGCCAAUGAGGAAGGGCUGUUCACGAUGACCAGCGUGCUGACAGUGGUGCUCGAGCCCAAUAGCACCUACAGCUGCGGACUGAUCAAUCCACUGCUGGGCGACGAGGGCUACGCCUUUGUCACAAUCACAGGUCAGAACAUCGCGUUCCCCCCAGUGGCUCUGUGGGUAACUGUUGGCCUGGCCGUGUGUCUGCUGGUGCUGCUAGUUGCCCUGGCUGCUGUCUGCCGCAGGAAGAUCAAGGAGAGCUGCGAGGAGGCCAGGAGAGAAGCUGAAGAGGCCAAGGAACUGGAAGAAGAGGAGUCAAAGACAGCCAUGACACUACUGAACAGCUAAGGCAGAGAGAAUAGAGGAGUCGGGGCUAGACGGCGGGGAGGAGAUGAGACUGGCAGGUAAUCCCGCUCCAUCUAUCCAUCAACCUGGAGACUAUUUCCAGCGUCCCCUACAGAAUGUCAAAGCCUCGCUGAGCAGCAGAUGAGUCCAUCAUCCUCUUUCUCAGACUUUCCCUCAAGUUUCCAUCAAAACACAUAAACACAUCAUGUGCCAUUAUUUUCUAUUGCCAUCCCUCCCCCUUUUUCUGUCAAUGGAGGGUCACGGCAGUGAGUGAACACAGUUGAGUGGGGUGCCCAUAUGCAGCAUGCAGAAGAGAAGCUCUGUUUGAAACCCACAGGAUGUGACAGGAUCCUUCCUCUGUCGAUGACAUCACACUGUAUGGGCUGUGAUGGGGGUAUGUGUCAGAGAUCUCCUGCCUAAUAGGAAGUGAGACAAUUAAAGAGAUGACCCCGCCUCGGUUGCCAUCACUGUCUCUCUGCCAGAGAGGGAGCUUGGCUCUUCCAUUACUCCUGCACUUGCUAAUUAGCGUCUUUCGCUGGAGUAACUUGUGCCUGUCAGUGUGUGCCGUUCUCCUAUAUUCAGUAACUUGAGGGAAUUGAAAUUGAAUGCCAGCUAAGCUCCAACAAACUGCAAAUGGUGCAUGGGAUACACCCUGAUUCUCUCACUGACCCGACAGCCUUAUAUGUAAGAAAUUGUUUUUAAUGAACACAGAGUAUCUCCGCGGGUUUUUUACUGCUGGUGUGGAACGUUUCAUCUGUUCCAGACAAGCGGAUGUACUGGUUGUUUUAUUGCAUUUCUUUAGGUACUUAAACAAGUCCCUGUGCCAUAUGUCCAUGUAUGAAUGCCAAAGCCAUUUCUGUUCCAGAUAACCCAGUGCCUAUUUACAUUAAAGAGACAUGGUGAAA